This is a messenger RNA of Dicrocoelium dendriticum, 427 nucleotides long. The record is from the annotation of a GenBank genome assembly. Lineage: Eukaryota; Metazoa; Platyhelminthes; Trematoda; Plagiorchiida; Dicrocoeliidae.
CUUUUUGUCAGGGAUCCAUAUGCCAUUGUCAUUUGCCCUCUUUUGGGUGCUGCUUGUCAGUCAACUCCUCUGCUCCAUCGCACACGGUUACUUGUUGGAACCACAAGGCGCACUCUUGCGACCCAAACGGUGGUCACUUACAGAGAUCCAUCGAUGUGGACCAAUCAAGGGAUACAGUUGUAUGGAUCACGAAACCUGUCGAAGGCGAUAUCUGCGCAAAGACAUGGUCUGCUUAGAGGUCUAUCCUUGCUUGAGCUCAUGCAUCUUUGCCGCUCAGUUGCUCGACUUGGAACGGUUAAAAUCCCAAGUACAUAGACUCAUGUUCGAGGGCAUCCCGGUUAAUACACAUGAAGACCCCAUUGGAUACAUUCGAAAUAUUACCAGAACAAAGUUGAGCAGUACCGUUUUGCUGGAGGAACAAGAAUGA